AUGUCCAAAUCAGACAACUGGGCUGUCGCCGAGAACCUCGAUGCUACCGAAGGCAACGACCAAGCGGUCGCCCUCUCCAAGAUCAUCCAACACGAGGACUACAACGGUUUCACCAUCAGCAACGACAUCUCCCUGCUCAAGCUGUCUCAGCCUCUGACCUUCAACGACUACGUGGGCCCCAUUGCCCUUCCCGAAGCAGGUCAUGCUACCUCUGGUGAAUGCAUCGUGUCCGGCUGGGGUGCUCUCUCUGAAGGAGGAAGCUCCCCCAGUGUCCUCCAGAAGGUGUCCGUUCCCAUCGUAGGCAAAGGACUUUUGUCUGAUUAUGCAAUACUCUUGGCGCAACAACACAGCAUGAAUAAGAUAAACCCUUUGUUCGGUGAUCCCAGUGGAAUAUCCAUUAAUGACAAGGGUUUUAUUUCCUUGUACUUGAUGGCGUGUGAACUUAUGGCCAAGUCGACCUCCCGAAGAUGCCUAGGAAUUCUGUAUCACUGGACGACCAAUUGCCUCCCUGGGGACUCUCAACACUGCAAAAAACGAAAGUCAGAUUCCUAA
Penaeus monodon (black tiger shrimp) is the source of this 552-nucleotide messenger RNA. RefSeq names its product chymotrypsin-like elastase family member 2A. Bases 1 to 552 code for a protein of 183 amino acids. Gene Ontology annotation, molecular function: serine-type endopeptidase activity. Gene Ontology annotation, biological process: proteolysis. The transcript is spliced from 4 exons. The record is from RefSeq and is a predicted model, not a curated record. NCBI's taxonomy places the organism in Eukaryota, Metazoa, Arthropoda, Malacostraca, Decapoda, Penaeidae.